AUGUCUGUGAAGAACGCGUAUAUCUUUGACACAAACAAAUGGUAUGCCAUCGAAGGGACGUCCAUUAGCUUUAGAUGCAAACCUGGCUUCGAGUUCGUCACCGACUCGUUUCGGACAUGUCUUUACAACUCAACGUGGGAUCAAACGGCACCCGUAUGUCGAGAAAAUAGGAAUGAGAUUGGAAUUGCGUUCUUGCAAUAUAAUAGAUCAUUAGAACUUGUAAAUAACUGGAACGAUGAGUAUGAUACUCAUUACCUUGAUACUAAAAUGUGGAUGAUAGGCAAUAGAAAUGAUUGCGAUAAGUAUAACGAGACUAACAUGGCGUGCGUUAUAUCCCCCGACAAUAUCCAACUCGCGAACCAAACCCUCGCCCUAAUUGUUAGGCCCGAGAAUCACACCAAACACAACAUACCCGACGAUAAGCCCCUGUUCUCACGGCCCGAACUAUUACUGUACUUUGAUUGGCAUAAGAACAGCCGUUUAGCUAUAAGGGCGGCAUUGCCACAGGGUCAACUAUUAUACCCAUUUGUACACGUGAGAAUCUUGGUGUACAACACGAUUGUUGGCAUUCCCAUAAUCAGUCCCAUUGGAUACUAUGACGACCCGUAUGCGAGACAGACUAUAAAGCAAAUGCUCAACGAGGACCUAGAUCAGUUUCAUACGUACAUCAUCGAGUGGAACGAUACUCAUUAUAAAUGGAGUUUUGACUAUAGAUACUCGUAUACUGCACCAUAUAAUCCGCUUAAUGUGAAUAGCACGUUUAUUGGACCCCGAGCGGAAUUGAUAAGCGAGGUGAAAGUUGGUAUAAAUAAAGGCGAUAGGUUUGCCCCAAAUGAUUACCUGAAGUGGAAGUGUUCGGCACUUAUCGUAGAUUAUGUUCGCCUCUAUCGAUGGGCGAUGAAAGGGUUACCUGAUGAUGAUUAUUUAUGGGAUAUAGUAAAUGACAACACCGCCACCGCCCUCGAGAUUUUAUCCGGCUUAAUAUUCAUGUAUUGCAAGCAUAAGAGACUGAAACGGAUUAACCGAGAGAUGGUGUCCGAUAUUUACGACGACAACCGUAUGGAUGACUACGAAGAGAACUGUUUCAAUACAUUUAUCGACAAUAAUGUGGACGCGAGGGCUGGCAUUGAAAUGAUGGAGAAGUUCGGCGCCAACACAUUCGUCACGCUAUACCGCAGUACCGAUGAGUACAUGACUGGCCACUGGAGCACCGCUGAUCCUGAUGUACGUAAUGCACUAUUUGAUCUGGAGCAAUUUAUCGGAAAUCGUAGAUUAGUCUACACCAUGCUACUGUCAGGUUUUGCAAAGAUGUUAUCGAGUGAUAGGAAUGUCAUUCAAGAGAAGUAUCCGAAGGACUCGUUCGAGAGAUUCGGUGAUGACUUGUGUGGACUCCUAUUGUCUUAUCUCACAUUCACAGACUGUUUCCGAUUUGAAUGUCUGUCUAAACAGUGGCAGCGAUUGAUAUUCAAAUCACAAGACAGUCUAAAUGCAAAUGAAUUCAUAGAUAUCAUAGAUUGGCGUAUGGAUGGCGACUAUGACCCCACACGCAUCCAUUGGGAAGCAUUGGAAUCGGUGGUCACAAAGUGUCCCAACAUUACAGCCAUUCAUAUUGAGAUCCAGUUGGAAGAGACCAGAAGAGUGUUUGAAAGACUCGUGUAUUCAUACGAACACUCAUUGAUUGCAAUUAAUGUCACGUUUAACGACAUCAUUGAUUCGGAUCUAAUGAGACCUAUUGUGGACACAAUUCUCGGCAAAUAUGGCUCACAAUUAACCACAAUAUCAGUGCCAUACUGGGGGUAUGAAGCGUUAAGAUCUCACGCAAAGUCUUUGACAAAACUCACGCAACUGUCUGAUGAAAGCAACGAAGAGACGGUGUUGUCAGUGAUUGUCACCGAAAACAAUGAGAUAUUAGUCAAGAAUUUGACAAAAUUUCAAUACGAUUACAUAGACUCUGAUUGGCAGCGAUUGACAGCAUUUAUUGAUUACUAUAAGAAUCUCUUAAAGUGUUUAGACUUUAGUUUUGUUUUAGUAUAUUUCAAUUCACCGGAAGAAUGGAUUCGUGUACUGAAACUCAUACCACAGAUGAGAGUAUUGCGAGAAUUAAGUCUUUUAAUUGGUGGGGAUAAUGAGAAUAUUGUUGAGUCUAUCGUUGACUAUCACUGCAAAGAGUUUGUCAAUCAAUGGCCACAACUCAAGAGAUAUCGAUUGGAUAUUGAGUGCAGAACUGUCGCACAAAUGAGACGAUUGUAUGAAUCGGUGGGUCGUAUGAAACAAUUACGACGACUCGAGCUAAUACUGAUGACAUCGUAUGUGAACGAAGUACUGGCCAUUGAAUUGACACCGAAAUCAUUGUCACCACUGAAACGGUUAACACAUUUCGAGUUAGUUUUAUACAGAUGUGUAUUGAAUGAGACAUACUUUGACUCAAUUCACACACAUUUACCACACCUUCAGAGUCUGAAGAUUAACACCAAAUUAGNUUACCACACCUUCAGAGUCUGA
This is a messenger RNA of Oppiella nova, 2502 nucleotides long. Lineage: Eukaryota; Metazoa; Arthropoda; Arachnida; Sarcoptiformes; Oppiidae. The record is from the annotation of a GenBank genome assembly.